This is a messenger RNA of Cervus elaphus (red deer), 1681 nucleotides long. RefSeq names its product membrane anchored junction protein (gene MAJIN). Gene Ontology annotation, molecular function: DNA binding. Gene Ontology annotation, cellular component: nuclear inner membrane. Bases 616 to 1389 code for a protein of 257 amino acids. The record is from RefSeq and is a predicted model, not a curated record. Gene Ontology annotation, biological process: homologous chromosome pairing at meiosis; meiotic attachment of telomere to nuclear envelope. NCBI's taxonomy places the organism in Eukaryota, Metazoa, Chordata, Mammalia, Artiodactyla, Cervidae. The transcript is spliced from 11 exons.
UUCAGGAUACCCAGUCCGACCCACUGGAUGUGGGACUGAGGGGUUUAAUAAUUCACAACGCAGUCAGAAUUUGAUCAGCAGGAAGUGGAUGGGAAGGUGCUGGGCUUUGGAGUCACAAAAACUCAUCUGAGUGUUCGAGUCCUUGCGUGUCCACAAGUCGCUCCUGUUUCCUGGCCUCUUUAGAGCUGGGAUAUUAAUAACUGCUGUACAGUACAAGGGUGAGGGUUAAAGGAAAGCGCCAGCACGAUGCCCGACACACAGUAGGGGCUGCGCGGUCCACAGUACCCGACCCACCCACGCCAGGCAUAGAAAGACCAACCGGCCGAGGAGCUCAGGAACCAAGGAAAGACACUGGGAUUCUGUGCUCCCGCGGGUGGGGCGCGUGAGGCGAGCCGCCGUCCCGGGUCGCGGUCUCGCGCGACCCCUGGGCAGUGUCUAAGCGGCGCGCACGCGCAGACCGCGCCCAGGCCUCGGAGCGCGGCCUACGUGGCGACCUGGGUGCGCAGUUGCGCGUGAGCUGAAGGCCUGGUCUGCCCGCGACAGGAGUUGAGGCGCAGACGCAAGGGCGAUCAGGUCAGCAAGCCAGGCUUCCUGCGAGGUUACUGUUUGGAAGCAAUGAGUUUAAAACCUUUCACCUACCCAUUUCCAGAGACGAGAUUUCUUCAUGCAGGACCCAACGUGUAUAAAUUCAAAAUUCGAUAUGGCAACAGCAUCAGAGGGGAAGAGGCAGAAAACAAGGAAGUCAUCGUCCAGGAGCUGGAGGAUUCUAUUCGUGCAGUCUUAGGAAACCUGGAUAAUUUACAGCCAUUUGCUACAGAACACUUUAUUGUAUUUCCCUAUAAAAGCAAAUGGGAAAGAGUGUCCCAUCUGAAGUUCAAACAUGGGGAAACUGUCUUGGUCCCUUAUCCAUUUGUUUUCACUCUGUACGUGGAGAUGAAAUGGUUUCAUGAAAAUCUGUCACCAGGAAAAUCAGUGAACAGCAGUCCUCUUGGGUUGGUCCUAGAAGAGAGGAAAGCAGCAGAAGCUGUGCUGAAGAAACGAAAACUCAGAGAAGUGCCCAGCUCCCUAGCCAGGCCAGAGCUGGACAGGGCCAAGAUGGGGACUUCCAGUCAAGGGCUCAGCAAAAAGAAGCCCCCUAUGGAAACCAGGAGGAACAGAGAAAGAAAAACCCAGCGAGAAUGCCAGAAGACCCCAGCAUUUGAUGUCACUGAUGUCCAGGACCAGGAUCCCAAGUGGGAGGACGGCCCAGUGGGGACGACUAUCCCACCACCGCAGCAGAGCAGUCCACCUCCAGCUGAGGGGCCCGCAGAGCUGGGAACCAGUGGCUUCUUUGGGUUUCUGACCUCUCUCUUCCCGUUUAGGUAUUUCUUCAGAAAGAGCAGCCAGUGAGCCUCCUAAAUGCAGCAGUGGGAAGAGCAUUGGCUCCGGAUGUGACCCUUCCCACUCUACUCUCUGCUAUGACGUUCCAGUCAGGGAGAAUGAAAGCCCCAGACUCCCUGAGUCCUCUUGUGGGUUUGUCCUGUCAUUUGCCUCUUUACAAAGGAAUGUCCUCCCCCAAUUUAAAUCACUAAGAGUGUAAGUUUCUAAAAUGCUCUAGUCUGAGAAUUUUACAGCCCAAUGGGCCAGUUGGGUCUUUCAUCUCUAGCACUUUGAUUUCUAAUGACAAUAAAUUAUUUAUGAA